Notechis scutatus (mainland tiger snake) is the source of this 2541-nucleotide messenger RNA. RefSeq names its product neuroligin 4 X-linked (gene NLGN4X). Gene Ontology annotation, cellular component: membrane. The record is from RefSeq and is a predicted model, not a curated record. Gene Ontology annotation, molecular function: neurexin family protein binding. NCBI's taxonomy places the organism in Eukaryota, Metazoa, Chordata, Lepidosauria, Squamata, Elapidae.
AUGUCAAAGCCAGUGGGACUCUUAUGGCUGUCUUUAAUUUUUACUCCUCUUUGUGUCAUGCUGAAUUCUAAUUUCCUCCUUUGGAUAACUGCCCUAUCAAUACGUUUUACACUUAUUGAGGGACAAGCACAAUACCCAAUUGUAACUACAAAUUAUGGCAAAAUCCGUGGUGUAAGAACACCCCUGCCCAAUGAAAUCCUUGGUCCUGUGGAACAGUAUUUGGGAGUCCCUUAUGCUUCUCCUCCAACGGGAGAGAGACGUUUCCAACCUCCAGAACCUCCUUCUUCAUGGACUGGGAUACGGAAUGCUACACAAUUUGCUGCUGUUUGCCCACAGUAUCUGGAUGAGAGAUCACUGCUUAAUGAUAUGCUACCGGUUUGGUUUACUGCCAACUUGGAUACUGUAAUGACCUAUGUGCAAGAUCAAAAUGAAGACUGCCUUUAUCUGAACAUCUAUGUACCAACUGAAGAUGGAGCCAACACAAAGAAAAGCACAGAUGAUAUAACCAGUACUGAUCGUGGGGAAGAUGAAGAUAUACACGAUCAGAACAGCAAGAAACCAGUGAUGGUCUAUAUUCAUGGUGGAUCAUAUAUGGAAGGUACAGGGAAUAUAGUUGAUGGCAGCAUACUAGCAAGCUACGGAAAUGUCAUUGUUGUAACCAUCAACUACAGGCUAGGGGUUCUAGGUUUCCUAAGUACUGGAGACCAAGCAGCAAAAGGCAAUUAUGGAUUACUUGACCAAAUUCAAGCUCUGAGAUGGAUUGAAGAAAAUAUUGGAUCAUUUGGAGGAGACCCCAAAAGAGUUACAAUUUUUGGAUCAGGAGCUGGAGCAUCUUGUGUUAGUCUCUUGACAUUGUCUCACUAUUCAGAAGGUCUGUUCCAAAAAGCAAUCAUUCAAAGUGGAACAGCCCUGUCCAGCUGGGCAGUGAAUUACCAGCCUGCCAAGUACACUGCAAUUUUGGCAGAAAAAGUGGGCUGCAACACUUUGGACACUACAGACUUAGUUGAAUGCUUUCGGAAUAAGAACUACAAAGAACUCAUUCAGCAAACAAUCACACCAGCUACAUACCACAUUGCCUUUGGGCCUGUGAUUGAUGGGGAUGUAAUUCCAGAUGAUCCACAGAUUCUAAUGGAACAGGGAGAAUUUCUCAACUAUGAUAUAAUGUUAGGUGUAAACCAAGGAGAAGGUUUAAAAUUUGUAGAUGGAAUUGUGGAUAAUGAAGAAGGCAUAUCUCCAAAUGAUUUUGAUUUCUCCGUAUCUAAUUUUGUGGACAAUCUAUAUGGUUAUCCAGAAGGGAAAGAUACUCUAAGAGAAACCAUUAAAUUCAUGUACACAGAUUGGGCAGACAAGGAGAAUCCUGAAACACGAAGGAAGACCCUGGUGGCACUUUUUACAGAUCACCAAUGGGUUGCACCAGCUGUUGCCACAGCAGACCUCCAUGCUCAAUAUGGUUCUCCAACAUACUUCUAUGCAUUUUAUCACCACUGCCAAAGUGAAAUGAAACCCAGUUGGGCUGAUUCUGCACAUGGUGAUGAAGUCCCUUAUGUGUUUGGUAUCCCCAUGAUCGGUCCUACUGAAUUAUUCAACUGCAACUUUUCAAAGAAUGAUGUCAUGCUCAGUGCGGUUGUUAUGACUUAUUGGACAAACUUCGCCAAAACAGGGGAUCCAAACCAGCCUGUUCCCCAAGAUACAAAAUUCAUCCAUACAAAGCCUAAUCGUUUUGAAGAAGUUGCUUGGUCUAAAUACAACCCAAAAGACCAGCUUUAUCUGCACAUUGGUUUGAAACCCAGAGUUCGAGAUCACUACCGAGCAACAAAAGUUGCUUUCUGGUUAGAACUUGUACCACACUUGCACAAUUUGAAUGAAAUAUUUCAGUAUGUUUCCACUACAACUAAGGUGCCACCGCCUGAUAUGACAUCAUUCCCAUAUGUUACCCGACGUUCUCCUGGGAAGUUUACUACCAAACGCCCAUUAAUGACUCCAAGCAACAAUCCAAAGCAUUCAAAAGACACCCAGAAAACCUCUCCAGAGGAUACAAGUGUUCUGAUAGAAAACAAGAGAGAUUAUUCCACGGAGCUAAGUGUUACUAUUGCUGUAGGAGCAUCAUUAUUAUUCCUCAACAUUUUGGCAUUUGCGGCCUUGUACUAUAAGAAAGACAAGCGACGUCAUGAGACACACAGACGGCCCAGUCCCCAAAGGAACACAACCAAUGAUAUUGCCCAUAUACAGAAUGAAGAAAUUAUGUCACUGCAGAUGAAACAGCUUGAGCAUGAUCAUGACUGUGAGUCACUGCAAGCUCAUGAUACCCUGAGACUCACCUGUCCACCUGAUUACACCCUGACUCUUAGAAGAUCUCCAGAUGAUAUUCCACUCAUGACACCCAAUACCAUAACCAUGAUUCCAAAUACAUUAACAGGAAUGCAACCUUUGCAUACUUUCAACACCUUCAGUGGAGGACAGAACAGUACUAAUUUGCCUCAUGGACAUUCCACCACUAGAGUAUAGCUCAGUCAUUCACCCAUCACAUACCACCUGGAAGAU